Molecule: messenger RNA, 1359 nt
Organism: Bathycoccus prasinos
Lineage: Eukaryota; Viridiplantae; Chlorophyta; Mamiellophyceae; Mamiellales; Bathycoccaceae
Exons: 1
Coding region: 1-1359 (452 amino acids)
Biological process (GO): transmembrane transport
Cellular component (GO): Golgi membrane; endoplasmic reticulum membrane
Molecular function (GO): transmembrane transporter activity
Source: RefSeq, a predicted model, not a curated record
AUGUGCGGCUUUUUCCCCAGAAAUCAGACUCGAAAAGGAUUGAAUACGCGCGCUUUAAAAGCACCCUGCGAUAAAGAGAGAGUGAGAGAGAACGAGUCGGCGGUGACGUGCAUGACGUCCACGAGGGAAAAUCAGGAGGAAACCGAAGCGCUGUUACCGAGACACGGAAUAAAAGAAGAAGACUUUGAAGACGAAGACACAACAUCAGAGAUGAAGGGACGCGUGGGGACGACGAAAAGUUCUACAAAGUUCCAAACGCCGUUCGCGUUUAUCCUCCUCUCCUUCCUCACCAUACUCGCGCUCGGCUUAUCCUGCGUCGCGGAGGAGUACAUCAUCAAACAAAUACCCGGGUUUGAUUUCUUUUGGUUCUUAGCGUUCAGCGAGUUAGUGGUGUUCAGCGCGCUGACGGUUUUGGUGCAACUGUGCGGGUGGGACCAAGAGGAGGAGGAGGAGGAAAAGAAGAAGCGCGAGGAGGAGGACGCGAAGAAAAACAAAGCGAAAUCGAGCGAUGUGGAUUUACGAGAGGAAGGAAAGGCAGAGGAUACGUAUACGAGUGGAUUUUGGCACACGAAAGCGCCGAAAACAACGCUCGUGUUGGGUGGGAUUUUGAUCGCGUUGUAUACGAGUUUAGGAAAGUUUGCGUAUAAGUACGUGAAUUACGCGACGGGGACGGUGUUAAAAAGCGCGAAGCUAAUUCCGGUGAUGUUUGUGUCCGUGGUGUGGUUGAAGCGGAGGUACGAGUUGAUAGAUUACGUGGCGUGCUUUUUACUCGUCGCGGCGGCGUGCGAGUUUGGUCUCGGGGAGCAAGAGAAUUCGGAUAAAACGGAAAAUCCGAGCGAAAACUACGCGCUCGGUUUGACGUUGAGUCUAAUCACGAUUGGGAUCGGCGCGUUUCAAUCGAACGUGACGGAUAGGAUCUUGAGAGAUUACGGGGCGACUGUUGGUGAGAACAUGCUUUGGACGAAUGCGGUUGGUGCGAUUUUUAUAUUCUUCUUCGUCGUCUUAUUAGAACCGCACGCGUUCAUGUUCUUUUGGGAUACGCCGUUGUAUUUCAUGUUGUUGACGUUUCGAUCGGUGUCCUUCUUCUUCGGCGCGUGGUUAUACACCAUCAUCGUGAAACAUUUCGGCGCCGUGCCUGCCGUGGCGAUCACGACCACGAGGAAACUGCUCACCGUCGUAGGGUCCUUCGUGUUCUUUGCCAGUGAUAAACCGUUCACGACGACGUACGCGAUUGCGCUCGGUUUGUUCGUCCUCGCCGUCGGGUGCGAAUACGUCAAACACUACCAAAAGCACAGCAGUCAAACGCAUUCCCUCAAGGGUGGUCGUCUUCGUAAAAAAACAGCAUCGACUUCGGUCUAG